Molecule: messenger RNA, 2376 nt
Organism: Lithohypha guttulata
Lineage: Eukaryota; Fungi; Ascomycota; Eurotiomycetes; Chaetothyriales; Trichomeriaceae
Exons: 1
Coding region: 1-2376 (791 amino acids)
Biological process (GO): proteolysis
Molecular function (GO): serine-type peptidase activity
Source: RefSeq, a predicted model, not a curated record
AUGCAUUUCUUGCAAGUCUUGGUCGUCGUCGCUGCAGCUGCAAAGCUAGUAUCUGCGAACCCAUUACCACAGUCACAAUUCUCAACCUUCACUGUGCCCAACGCGACUACCACGUCCACACAGGAGCCUGCUACAGCAACCUCAACGACUGUCCCGAUGCCAGACUCGAACAACCCAUGUGCAAAGAUCACAAAACUCUAUCUGAAUGCCACUGAAUUCUACCCAAAGGUUCCUUCCGACCUCGCCUGGCAGUGCCUGAACGAUGUGCCUCUCGAUGCACCAGCAGCCACUAUUUGGCUCCAGAGCUUACGUCCUUACAUCGAGUGGCAAUCCACGACAGCUUAUCUCAAGGACCCCCCCCAAGGUUACUUAGAGCCUGCUGUUGACGUAUGGGCUGAAUUUGACAACAUCGUUUCUGGUAUUUCUGCUGGCAGAUACGCCAACGAGUACGAGUUCGAGUUUGCACUGUAUCGACUGUUUCAGGGCACUCACGACGGUCAUUUUCGAUAUAUGCCGACUCUAGCGAACGGUAUCUUCAGCUUCGGGCGACCAGUCUCUCUAAUCUCCUAUUCCGCUGAUGGUUACGAGGCACCAAAACCCUAUGUUUACGAGGAUGUGCUAUCCAAUUUCGUCAAUGGGACUGCUAAACCUUCCGCUGUGACACAAAUAGAUGGGAAGGAAGCCAUUCAAUUCUUGGAGGAGUGGUCGCAAUAUGGCUCACUUCAAGAUCCUGAUGCACUGUACAACAAUCUCUUCUACGGACUCGCUCAAGCGUCUCUGGGUGCGUCUGGUUCAGGGCCAGGCACUUUUGCCGGUGGUGGUCGAGGUGCCUACAUAUAUCCUGGUCCAACCACAUCGCUCACAUUCGAGAAUGGAAGCACACAUACCCACGACAACUUUGCACGAGUGCAAGUGCCUUUUCGAUAUAUCAACAAUGGUAGCGAUCUAUACCUGAAUUACGUCAACUCGCCACUGCCCUCUUCAACGGCGUCCAACCGCUUGGCAGAUGCUAUCCAAUUCAGUGCUCCGGCAACUGCCACUUCACCGACAGUGUAUCCAAGGCCGGGUUAUCCUCCUCCAGUCGUAAAUUCGAAGACGUUUAACAACGUAGCAGGGUACUAUCUUGACGAGCCAGGAUACGAGGAUGUUGCAGUGCUUGCCGUUGCUAGCUUUGUUGGCACAUCGGAUUACCAGAAUGUUGUCUAUUCGUUCCUCGAUCAGGCCUCCAAAGCUGGCAAGACAAAGCUGGUCAUCGACACAAGUGCCAACGGUGGCGGUACGAUCAUGCAGGGCUACAAUCUCUUCCUGAACCUCUUUCCUGGGAUCGUCCCUUAUGGAGCCACCCGUUUUCGGUCUCACGAAGCCUUCAAUCUCAUUGGUGAGACAGUCUCAGAGCGGAUGUUCUACUAUCCUUUCGACUACCAUGAUCCUCCCAAUUGGGUUUGGAACGACUUUGCUGGUGGUGUACCAUUCAACUACCGCGCUGACGUUGAUGUGAACUACACGAACUUUGAUUCAUGGCAAGAUAAAAAUCCUCCAAGCACCUUUAUGGGAGACGACUUCACAUCGGUCAUACGUUGGAAUCUUUCGGAUCCAUUGAUUUAUCCUGCAAACCAAGUCCAGCCCAACGGUUAUGGUAAUCGUACUGGCCUGCCUCCAACCCGUCCUUUCGAGCCCGAAAACAUAGUCAUCCUCUACGAUGGAUACUGUGCUAGCACCUGCGCUAUUUUUAGCGAGCUGAUGACUCAACAGAUUGGUAUCAAGACCGUCAGCAUUGGAGGACGUCCGAACGGGAGACAUAUGCAGACCGUGGGUGGUGUGAAGGGAACCAAUAACUAUCCGUGGUACUUCAUAAGUCAACUGGUGACCGAUACCUAUACGUUAGCACCAGACCAGGCUAGCUUCUUCAACACUACUGCUUUGUACGACUACAUAGAUCCCGACACUGAUUGGAUUCCAUAUCAUCGAGCAGUAGGAAAUUCGGGCCAGGUCAAUGUGAGAGAUGGCUUGAGAGAAGGAGACGAAACACAAACUCCACUACAAUUCAUCUACGAAGCGGCCGACUGCAGACUUUACUACACCGCCGAGAUGACCGUUGAUGUCACGGCUAUGUGGGAGAAGGUGGUCGAUGUUACCUGGAACGGCGACAGCUGCGUAGUAGGUGGCAUCUCUGGUCAAGGUCAUGCUCAAUCGAAGCGCUUCGGCGAGGACACCAGUGACGCAGUCAAAGCUCGAGCACAAGCCAAAGCAAAACGAAGACUACAGAAGCGACGAAGGCAAAUGACAGCGUCGCGUAUCGCUGCCAUCAAGCAAAGUCUCGAUAUUGUUACUGACUCGAGAAAUAUUCAACCGAUCCAGGGCCUGAUGUUACCAUGA